Desarmillaria tabescens is the source of this 1706-nucleotide messenger RNA. RefSeq lists its product as uncharacterized. The record is from RefSeq and is a predicted model, not a curated record. Bases 133 to 1410 code for a protein of 425 amino acids. NCBI's taxonomy places the organism in Eukaryota, Fungi, Basidiomycota, Agaricomycetes, Agaricales, Physalacriaceae. The transcript is spliced from 3 exons.
GCCGCGGUUAUGUGGAGGCAGCUACGGAGCCCAAAAGGGAAAGUCCGUUCCGUAAGGGCAAGGUACAUUCUGGUUGUAUGCAUAUGUUGACGGAAGAUCAGACAUGUACUUGGAGUUGGGCUCUCGUUGUCUAUGCCUCCCGCCACCAUGUUGCGGUCGAUGAAUUCCCCUCCCGACCCUCAUGACGACCACCUUCGCCAUCUUCUCGACCAACGCACAACUCGCGCUGACCUUCAUUCUCGCGUUCCCUCUCUUUCCGAGUUUUCAGACACGCCUUCAAUAUACAGUCACCCUUUUUUCUCUCCUCAGCCAGCUGACAGAGAGACCGACUCAAGCAGUCUGGCGUCGCAGUCACUAUCCCGCUCGUCGCCCAGGUCAGGCAGGGAGCGGAAUCGCAUCAACGAACUCGCAGUCAGCAUGCUUGACCGAGACGAGGACCCACGCUCGUCUUUUGCUUCUUCCUCUGUAUAUAACGAUGAAGACCAGAACGAUUACGAUGAAAAUGACGAAGAUGAUGAGCCUAUGCCUCGCAUGAGCCUUCUUGGUCCAAAGAUGCGCUUUCAUUCAAAGGCGCCAUGGGAAUUAGAUGAGGGACCAGUGAUGGAGGACGAGGCAGAGUCGGAUAGAUCUCGGGACCAACCGCAGAGCUGUUUUACCCCCGUUCAGACUCUUAAUACCGGGAAAACGAGUUUUGAAUCCAGAAGAUCUCAUGGUAAAGGCUCGUUCGAAUCGGUGUCGUCCCAAACAUCCUACUCCCGGGGACCCCUUCACGCUCUCUCUCACUCAAGUGCCUCUUCUGCUUCCCUCGGCUUCGCCGCAAAUCUUCGCGUUCCCCGCCAGAAUCUUAUAUUUCCUCAAUACAUGACGUCGGUCCCCUCGAUACGAGCUCAUCUCGUGUUCGCUCUAACCCUUCUAGACCUUCGUAUUCUUCAACUGAAGAUGACCCACAUCCUUAUUCUAAUCCUAAUCAUGCCAGGUCGGCAUCAGAACAAUCAUACGACACGUCGGAUAUUCUACCUCAUCUCGCCUUUCCUGCUGUGCCGCGCAGCGAUUCUUAUGCGACAGUUACAGAAGCUCAGUAUGGAAAGGUUUUUUCUCGCCCUGAGACACCUCAGUCAGAAAUGCCAGUCCCGCCAGCUUCUCAUAGUCCUUGCUCCAUUCAAGGAAAAGAAAUCUCCUCUCCCAUUUCUGUGCAUGGCUCGACGAUACGUCCUGUCAACAUCUCCCUUCCAAGUGAUCCUUCUAAUCUCCCAGGAUGGACUGAUAGGGGGAGCACCCCCCGCUUUUGGACUAAUUUCUUUGGAGGAGGCCAGAGCACAGAGAUCACGGACCGCUACAGCACAGGCUGCUGCAUCCACUCCUAGUGCGACAGAUCCUGCUUUUCAUUUUCCAACGAAACGAGAACAUUAACGGACAGAGCCCAAAUAGCGGUGUCGCUUCUAGGGCGAAGAGCUCGGUCCAUCAGUGCUGGUGCUCGGGCCAAACAGGCCUUCAACAACAUAGUCAGUGGAACCCCUGUUAAGGUUGAACGUCGCGAUUCAGAACCGGCUGUUGUCCUACAAUCUACAAAUUCUGCUGGCUCUUCUCCUGGAGGAAAGGGCUUGAAGCACAAGAAGAGUGGUUUCAUGAGACUUUUCAAUGGUGGAAAAGAGUCACCAGCCCCCGCCUGUGCCUUCCCUAUCUGACGGAUAUGCUGCUUUCAAUGC